UUUUCGAGAUUGAUAACAAGACGUUUAACAAAAAGAACGGAAUAUACAUAGAUUAAGAAGAAUUAACUAAUUUUUGGACAUUUUUUAAAUUUUACUAUAAUGUUAUCCAAUAUGAGAACUAAACGCAUUUCUGGCAUUCAUAUGUGUGGUAAAAGUAUGAGUCAAAUGGCCAAAUUACCUCCAAAAUAUUCUGAUGAAGAUUGGGAUUUUAACAAUAAAAUGAAAUUUCGAAUAACAUGUGACCAGGAAAGGAUGGCAGAACGAAUAAUGGAGGAAUCUCGCCGUGUUGUGGACGAUGUUAAUGACACGACGCGCAAUUGGCAACGUGAAGUUGAACACCAUUUACGCGAGAGAGCCAGCGAAAUUCGUUUUCUUUGCGAUGAAUUAAAUAAGCAAAAGAAAACGGCGUUAUUGGAGGAUGAAGCUUUAAACACUUACCGCUGUCGUGUUCUCAAUGCCAUUGGAUUUCUAAAGGAAAAGUCUUUAACAAUUUGUCAACGUUGUUUGGUUACGCGAGAAGGACGUUUAGGCGUAGAUCUAUGUGAAGAUGAAGUUGAUCGCAAUUUACGUCGCGAAUUAAAAGUUAUCAAAGGAUGCCAAUGUUUAAUGGACAAGGCUUUGAAGGAAACAAACGAACAAUUGCGUAAAUUACGUGCAACAAUGUAUUUAUUAGAUAAAGAUUUAGCUCAAAAGGAUAAGUCACUGCUGAUUGAUGAAAAGAACUUGACUCUUAGGGAUUCACAAAAUUUACGUGGAGGUGAUUUAGCCCAUCACCAUUGCCAAUAUUCAUUAGGUGAAUGGCAACAUACAACUUAUAAAAAUUUAGAGUGUAACGCAAAGGAAUUAAAUUCUGCAGCUCAACUUAGAGCGUAUAUUGACCUAUUGCUGAAACAAGUAUGUGAAGACAUGGAAAAUCAAACUGAUCGCACUAACGAAGCUUUCCAACAUAGAAUAGCCGAAUUGCGGCAUGUUAAAAAAUGUUUGGAAAAUAAACACAACGACACAAUGAAUCAUAUCAACGAAGUGCAAAAUAAUAUAAAUGCAUUGGAAAAAGGAUUGGCCGAUAAACAGAGAGCUCAACAGUUAUGUUUGACACGUUUAAGCAAUCGUGCAACACGUCCUGGACUAGAAUUAACAUGUGACGAGGUGCAAGACGCUCUCUAUCAUGAGCAUAACGCUUUAAAAGCGUCCAUGUGUAAAUUAAAUCAGAAGAUACAGGAGAAUAAAGCAUCUUUGCGUUAUUUGUUGCAUGUGCAAGUAAUGCAAGAAGAGGAGAUCAAUAUUAAAUCGAAUUCUAUAAAAAUUGAUGAAGUAGAUUGUAUGACUAUACGACAUGCAUUAAAAUAUUCCUCAUUUUAAAAAGAUUUGUUGAGACCUACGAAAUUUUAAUAUUUAUAACUGCACAUGAAUAAAAUUACAAAGUUUAUUUAGUCACCAACACAAAUUUGGACUAUUUUUAAAUAAUUGUAAAAUAUUUUUCACGUUUCAAUAAACUUUUAA
Molecule: messenger RNA, 1500 nt
Organism: Calliphora vicina (urban bluebottle blowfly)
Lineage: Eukaryota; Metazoa; Arthropoda; Insecta; Diptera; Calliphoridae
Gene: Tektin-C
Product: Tektin C
Exons: 3
Coding region: 100-1359 (419 amino acids)
Biological process (GO): cilium assembly; cilium movement involved in cell motility
Cellular component (GO): nucleus; microtubule cytoskeleton
Source: RefSeq, a predicted model, not a curated record